Messenger RNA from Racocetra persica, 226 nucleotides. NCBI's taxonomy places the organism in Eukaryota, Fungi, Glomeromycota, Glomeromycetes, Diversisporales, Gigasporaceae. The record is from the annotation of a GenBank genome assembly.
GUUUGAUCGUUUAAGAUAUUUUAUUCCCAGAUAUUUGGAAGAUAUUAUAAUGACAUUCGAAACCUUCUGGUCUCUGCUACUUGUUGUGUUGGACUCAAGAUGGCGAUUUGAUUCUGCGCUUAUCAGAUCUUACCAUGCUGUUCUGUUGGCAAAUCGGAUUGAUCGUCUUAACUAUCUUCUUGAUUGCACUUUUCAUUUGGUAGAAUGUGAUGAUGAAAAUUCAUGA